UCUUUUCAGAUGGAAAAGAAGGACAGAACAGAGGCUCUGCUUUCUCUUUACGUUUCUGGCUGCAGUUUAUCAUUUCAUUUUUAUGAUUUCACUCAACGACCGCUGGCGUCCUGCAGGAGGUAAACCUUUUAACCUUUGUCUUUCAGACGGGAAGGAGGGUAAAAACAAAGACACCGCUGCCGCCUCUUCGUCGUCAUCCUCCUCCUCAGCCAAGCCUAAAGUGAAGAGCAGCAGCAGCAUUGCAGGCAUCGCCCUCUGUUGGCAGGGAGUGGUACAGCGACAGGUGAAGAAGUUUUUGGAGUCAAGCUGCAGUCUGCCGGACUUUGUGGAGCGUUACCGGACUCUGUACCUGCGGCUGAAGAACGCCAUGGAGGAGCUGUUCGGACAGCAGACCGCCUUUGUCCUCGCCCUCCGACACGGCUUCUCUGCUGCCCUGCUGCAGCUCUCCAUCCUCAAGACCAUGCACGUGAGUGAGCGCUUCGCUCAGUACAUCGACCAGAUGAUCCAGACGAGCGGAGCGGCGUCCAGCAGCGUGGAGACUCUGGAGCGGCUGCAGCAGUUUCUGGAGCCGAUGCUCUUCCUAUCGGGCCUGGAGCUUGCCAACACCUUCGAACACUUUUACAGGUACUACCUGGGUGACCGGCUGCUGGCUCAGGGUAACGUGUGGUUGGAGAGCGCUGUCAUCGAUCAGAUUGGCAGCUGCUUCCCGAGUCGCUUCCCUCAGCAGAUGUUGAAGAACCUGAGUGAGUCCGCUGAGCUGCAGCAAGAGUUCCACCUGUACCGCCUGCAGCAGCUGGACCGAUGCCUGCAAGAGCACGACCAGAUGAUGGAGGAGGAAUGGGUGGAGUCAGAGGAGGAGGCGGAGGUUCAGGUUCUGGUUCUGUCUCCACGCUGCUGGCCCGUGUCCUCACUCUGCUUCCUGGACGAACCCACAAAACAUUUUCCAUCUGAACUCUGCUCCUACCUGAACCAGUUCACCCAGUUCUACACCCACAGUCAGUACCAGUUCACCCAGUUCUACACCCACAGUCAUCUGAUGUCGGCACCGCGGCGGUUCGAGGACGGCGUUCUGGACGCGGUCCUGUUCUCGAUGGGUCGGACGAUGACGCAGGAAGAAGUUCGUCAGCUGAUGCAGAGAACAGUCCAACAGAACCAAAAGGCGGUGUCAUAA
Messenger RNA from Epinephelus lanceolatus (giant grouper), 1171 nucleotides. The record is from RefSeq and is a predicted model, not a curated record. Lineage: Eukaryota; Metazoa; Chordata; Actinopteri; Perciformes; Serranidae.